Messenger RNA from Plasmodium knowlesi strain H, 6780 nucleotides. Its product is annotated as SICAvar, type I. Lineage: Eukaryota; Apicomplexa; Aconoidasida; Haemosporida; Plasmodiidae. The coding region runs from base 1 to 6780 and encodes 2259 amino acids. The transcript has 12 exons. The record is from RefSeq and is a predicted model, not a curated record.
AUGGCGGCACCAGCAGGCAGUGAUCUUUUCAGGGCAUGGCUGCAGGAGUAUGCCAAUGGGUCAACUACGGGCAGUACGGAUGCCGCAGCGAAGGCUGCGGAAAUUGAAGCAGAAAUGAAGAAGAAUUUGGAGAAGGAGUUCGGGAUACUGAAGGAAUGGUUGGUGUCGCAGGAGUCGUAUGAAAUGGGGAAGCUGUGCUCGGGGGCAGGGGAUUUGGGGGAUGAGGACCCCGUGAAGAAAGGUUAUAUGAAAGUCCUGUGUAAGGGGAUAAUGGAAAUACGGUAUUUCAUGAGUGGUGUGAAGGCAAGGAGGACGAGGGGGGGAGGAGGAGAUGAUACCGUAGAGAAGGAAACGCUUACCGGAGCUAAAGCGUAUAGUCGCUGCGUCGUUGGGAUGCUGGCUAUGUCAGAAUUGUACGGCGAUCAUUGCAACAUGGCAGAUGUUAUUAAGAAAAUAACGACUGAUGUCGACAACAACUUAAGGAAUCACUUGGGUCCGGAGCAUAUGGCAAACUGGGAAAAAUGCAAAAACAUUAAACAAGUAGAUUUAAUUUUUGGGAGAUCAAUUCUUCAUGAUGAAAUUAAGAAGUGGAAGGACGGAGAAAGGGAGAAAGCGGAGUUCGCACGGCGCCCUGAGUACAGGGUGCCGGAGAGGUUAGGUAUCCUGUGGUACUAUUGGUCACAUGCCUGUAAGCGCGGUUCGACAGACAUGGAAACCAGGAAGAAGCAAUUUUUAAAUGAGAAUAAAACCAGUGUGGUGGAAUUCAUGAAACUGGACAACAGCAAUUCAGGUCAAAGUAAUACAUUUUCCUUAGCAGACGUACUAAUGAACAGCGAAAUUCAAUUACCAGAAAACACAAUACAGGGUAUACUUAAAGAGAUGGUCGCGGACAGUGCUAAUGGCACCGUGGAACCUUCAAAAAUGAAGACAGCAGUGCAAACGUUAGAGAAGGAAUCUAAGAAAACACAAGCUGAAGUAUGCAUGAAGAACAGCACGAAAUUUUGCGAUCGACUAAAAUGUGCAAAACAAUAUUGGAAAUUGAAGAACAAGGAUCAGGGCAAUACCGAUAAAUUCUGGGAUGAAUACGUCAAUGGCAAAUUGGACAAUCUCUUUAAUGGGGUGAAUAAUACUGGUAGUAGUAGCACCGCAGCUGCCAAUUGCGAAAAGAGUGGCGUAGAUACUGCAAAUAAGGAAGCUUGCAAACUCAUUACUACUAAAUUAGAACAAAUUUAUCAAAAUUCAAAUGGGAGUGUUGGCGACAAAUUGUCUGAACAAAUUAUAAAAUGUCUUUUAUUGAAAGAAUAUGCUAAAAAAUUAAAAGAAAAAGCAAAAGAGAACGGGUUUUGUAGCAUAGACAAUGGUUUACAGAAAGCUUUCGAUCAAAGUAAAGAAAUUAUGCAGAACGGAGGAACUUCAUGCCAAACUGCUAAUGGCACUAAUUCAUGUUUUGAAUGUAAUUGGAACGAUAAAGAGGACUAUGAAGAUUGCCCCAUUGGCAAUGGCCAAAAUGGGAAAGUAAAGGAAGAAGUGGUUAAAUUGUUCAACGGCAACAACGACCAAACCAAGGACGACGGAAUACAGAAAACCUUGGCUAAGUUCAAUGAAGGAAAUUCCUUAUGUGAAUGGGUAAAUUGUGCCGCAAAGCGGUCGGAAGAGAACAACAGCAAGAACAAGGUACAGGGGACUGGACAAGUAAGUGGACAGAAUGACUUUUGGGAGACGAAGGUAAAGGAAUUGUGGGGAGAAUUAUCUGAAGCAAUGAGGGGUAGUAAUGGAGAAGGAAAAGGAAAUGGAUGUGAAACAUUGGAAAAUCCAUCUGACAAGACGGCAUGCAAUUAUUUGCAUGCCGGCUUAGAACAACUGUACAAGAAUGAUCAGACGACGGCGACGUCGCCGUCGGCGUCGUCAGACGCCGACGUCUUAAAGAACAACCCAUCGUUUAGACAUGCGAUGGGUUGUUUUUUACUUCACGCCUAUGCAAAAUAUAUGCAAAGGGAGUCAGUUUGUGUUAUUGAAAAGGGGAUACAGAAAGCAUUUGAUUCGUGGAAGAAUUUGGAGAGUAAGGCACCUUCUUGCAAUGGCAGUGGCAAGGGACAAUGUGUCCCUUGUCAAUGGAAAGAGAGCGACUAUGAUAGUUGCUCAAUUAACACAACUGGCCAGUCCACUGGCCAAGGUUCGAAGAUAGGGGAGAAGUUAAAGGACAUCGUCAAUAAGGACAAGGACAAAAAAAUAAAAGAAAUGCUAACUAACAUAAAUAAAAUAGAAAAAUUAUGUGAUGGUUUAAAAUGUAUAGCAUCCCACUUAAAUUCCUCUAGCUCAAAACAUAGUACAACUGCGGAAAAAUUUUGGGAGAAGGAAGAUGGAGCUGUGGCAAAGCUGUGGACAGAACUGUCCACAGCAAUGACGAAGACAAAUGGCAAGGACAACGCAAAUGGACAAUGUAAUGCAUUGGAAAAUCCGUCUGACCAGAGAACAUGCAAUUAUUUGCAUGCCGGUUUCAAACAACUGUACCAACCGGAUAAUUCGCCAGGAACGGUUAACAAUGGCACCAUCUUAUCUAAGGACAACCCAUCGUUAAGACAAACCAUGGGUUGUAUAUUACUUCAUUCUUAUGCACAACAUAUGAAAGGAAAGGCAAUUUGUGAUAUUGAAAAAGGGAUAACACAGGCAUUUCAGAAUAAUAAUGCUAAUUGCAAUGGUGGUAAUGGACAAUGUGUCCCUUGCCAAUGGGAAGAUAAAGCCCAAUUGGAAAAAUGCAACGUGCGGACUAGCACAAACGACACGGGCACUGCAGGGGACAAAGUGGAAGAUAUCUUCCAGGAGGACAAGGACAAAAACAUUAAGACAAUGCUAACUGAAAUAAAUAAAAUGGAGACUCUAUGCAACCGUCUCCAAUGUAUAGCAUCCCACUUAAAUUCCACAAACACACAACAUAGCGGAAAACAAAAUGCGAAAGAAUUUUGGAAGGAGGAGACUGGCGAGGUCCGUAAGUUGUGGCAAGAAUUGGCAGACGCCAUGAAGAAAACAAAUGGCAAAACGGAUCAGAAUGAAUGUGAUCAAAUGGAUGAUGGCACUGGCACUGGUGGCAGACUUGCCACUGACCCUGAGAGGAAGGCAUGCCAAUAUCUUACAUUAGGUUUUAACAAACUGAAAACUAUUUCUCUCAAUGGGAGAAAUGGAAUUCUGCAUAAGGACCCAUUGUUUGUCCAAACGAUGGGUUGUUUACUCCUUAAGGAAUAUGCAAAACAAAUGGGAAAGAAAUCGACUUGUCUUAUCGAAUCAGGAAUAAAAAAAGCUUUUGGUUCAUGGAAUCCAAGUAAUAAAACUGACUGUAAGGACAGUAGUCCGUGCAUUGAAUGUAAAUUUGAAGACAAUAUUGAAAACUGCCAAAUUACCACAAAUGGCUCCACCAAAGAGACUGCAGAUGAGAAGUUAAAAGCUGUAAAAUCCCAAAUUACUGACACCUUAACUCCCACAAUGGGCGAUAUGAACAAAACCGAAUCUUUAUGUAAUCAACUCCAAUGUGCCGCAGGGAAGUGGUUCCAUGAGCACAGUAAGGAUAACGGUGGUUCUAAUAAGAAAACUUGGUGUGAAUUUUGGGAGAAGGAAGGCGUCAAACCCAAACUGCAGGAUUUAUUCGAGAAGAUCAAGUCCGGAGGACAGGACACUAAUGAUGUAUGCAAUAAAUUUGGUGAUGAAAAUCCUGAUAGUGUUGAAAGAAAAGCAUGUAAUCAUAUCACAGCAGGGUUACAACACAUUAAGGAUAUUCCACCAAGUGGUAGUGGUAAUGGUGUUGUCCAGUCUAAAGACCAAGACAACCAACUGCUCCAACGAGCAGUUGGUUGUAUUGCUCUUAACAUGUAUGCUGAUCAAAUAAUUGCAAAAUCGAAAGAUUCAUGUCCCAUUGAUGAAUCUAAAAUACAAGAUAUGUUCACUAAAUGGAAUGAAAAAUAUAAUAAUAAUUCUUCGUCUUCGCCUUCAUGUAAUGAUGUUAAUAAUAAAGAUUGUUUUGUUUGUAAGAGGGUACAGAAAUCAGAACUUAAUAAUUGCCAACUAAGUGUUGACACCAAUUUAGUGGAAACAAAUCAAAGUACAACUUGCAAAACUGAUGCAAAUGAGGCAGUUAAAGUCCAAACUCAAAUGAACAAAUUCCUCAACAUCGAAGACAACCAAUCCCAAUCCAUCGCCCAAGUGAAGGAUACCUUAACUUCUAUCACUGACAUUACAAAAUCUCCUUUCUGUACUCAACUCCAAUGCGCAGCAAAAAAAUACGCAAAAAGCAAAAACGGAAAAAUAUCACCCUGGGAAGGAUUUUGGGAGGAGACUGGUGAAGUAGGACAACUGUGGACAGAACUGUCCACCACAAUGACAGAGAAAGGCACGACGAAUCAGAAUGGAUGUGAUCAAAUGUAUGAUAAUGGCACUGGCACUACCACUAGAGAAGCAACUAACCCUGAAAAGAAGGCAUGCAAUUAUUUGCAUGUCGGCUUAAACCAACUGUACAAUCCGCCGGCGACGGCGGCGUUGACGCCGUCGUUGCUGUCGUCGUCAGGAACCAUCAGCCUGAAGGACAACCCACUGUUGAGACGAACGUUGGGUUGUUUACUUCUUAAGGAAUAUGCAAAGAAAAUGAAAGAAAAAUCUACUUGUGUUAUCGAUUCUGGCAUAGAGAAGGCAUUUAAGGAAUGGAAUGGAAAUAUUACUAAUGGUACUUGCACUGACAAGGAACCUUGUGUCCCUUGCCAAUGGAAGGAUGACAGCAUUGACACUUGCAAAAUUAACACAACUGGCACAGGUGGCACCACAACUCCAACGCCAGUACGGGAGAAGUUAACACAAGUUCAGCCCCAAAUUACUAACAGCGCAACUAACACCCUACCGAAAAUAAAUGAAAUGUCCACUCUAUGCGAAUACAUUAAAUGCGCCGGACCCAAAUGGUUCAAAAACAGGGCAACACCGAACGGUAAUAGUGGUGGUACUCCUACUCCCACGAAGAAUUGGUGUGACUUCUGGGAAAGGGAAGGUGUCAGACCGGAACUGCAGAAGAUGUUCAAAGAAAUCGAGAAGAAUGGAACGAACAAUGCAAAUAACAAGAAUGCUCCAUGCAAUGAGUUUGGUGAUGGUAAUGAAAAUAGUGUUGAAAGAAAAGCAUGUAAUCAUAUCACGACGGGACUAAAAUACAUUAACGAUAUUCAACCAAAUGGUGGUAGUGGUAGUACUGCCAACCCAUCUAUUGGUCAAGACAACCAACUGUUCUUUCGAACAGUUGGUUGUCUUGCUCUUAACAUGUACGCUGAUAAAAUAAGAGACGCAACGCAGAAUAGUUGUCCCAUUGAUGAGACCACAAUAAAUAAAAUGUUUGAUAAAUGGAAUGAAAAAUAUAAUAAUAAUUCUUCGUCUUCGUCUCCAUGUAAUGGUAGUAAUAAUGUUUGUUUUAAAUGCACAAGACAACCAAAUUUUAAUAGUUGCGAACUAAGUGUUGACAGCUCUUUGGUGGAUAAAACAACAAAUGGAAAUUGCACUUCUAGCGAAGAACAUAAAAAAGUCCAAACUCAAAUGAAAAAACUCCUCGAAGACAAAUCCCAAUCCAACUCCAUUAACAACACCAUGCAAAAAACAUUCUCCGAAAUCACUAAAAUGGACCACAAUUUCUGUACUCAAGUCCAAUGCGCAGCAAAGAAAUGGAAAUCAAUAAACGACAAAAAUGGACAAAGCAGCGGAGUGACGUGGAAAAACAUCGAAGAAGACGCCACGAAGGAAUUGACGAAACUUCUAGAACAUAUGAUGCAACCUUCGGAGCAGAAGGACGUUGACAAAUACUGCAAAGACAACGAAGAUAAAUGGAAUAAAAUUGGCCAUAAGCAAGGCAGAACAAAUAAAGCAGCUUGUUUACUUUUUGCUGCAGGAUUAAAGCACAUUUAUACCCACGGUAAUGGCCGUGUUAACGGCCCAUCGUUUGGACAAACGAUGGGUUGUUUAUUUCUUAAAGAAUAUGCAAAACAAUUAAUAGAUUUGGCAGAUAAAGAAAAAAAGUAUAAAGUACAUCCUGAUUGUAGCGUAGAUAAGGGCAUAAACUACGCUUUUAGCAAAAGUAAUGCCAUUAUGGAAUCAACACCUCCAUGCAACAAGAAUGGUAAUUCUUGUUUUGAAUGCAAACUGAACGAUUAUGAUGAUUGCAAAAUUGGCACUGACAAUGUAAAGACCAAAGUGGAAUCAAUCUUCCAAGACGAACCGAACAAAAACCAUAUGGAAAAAACAUUAGAGAAUACAGUCUGUCCCAUCCUUCUUACGGAUAUCCUUACCCCUUUUCUUCCUUUGGCUCCUGUCUCCAUUGGCCUUUCUGCUAUGGCUUAUUACCUUUGGAAGUAUUUUGGUCCUCUUGGUAAAGGAGGACCACGUUUCAGAAGAUCUCCUGCUGAUAUUCCUGGUCCAUCGGUACAAGAACAAGUCCUUGAUCAUGUGCAACAAGAUAGUUCACAUGAAUAUCGAUUAGUGAAGGAACGAAAACCUCGUUCUGCUCCAACAAGAACAAAACGUUCUGGUCGCGCAAAUCGUCGCACGAUUAUUGAAAUUCAUUUUGAAGUGUUGGAUGAAUGUCAAAAAGGGGACACACAAUUGAACCAGAAGGAUUUUCUGGAACUUUUGGUUCGAGAAUUCAUGGGAUCGGAAUUUAUGGAAGAAGAACAGGUUCCUAAGGAAGAGGUUCUUAUGGAAGGGGUUCCAAUGGAACUUGUUCCUAUUGAAGACGUUCCAAGCUUAGGUUCCGGGCUUAUGGUUUAG